Messenger RNA from Seriola dumerili (greater amberjack), 4650 nucleotides. RefSeq names its product adhesion G protein-coupled receptor L1 (gene adgrl1a). The record is from RefSeq and is a predicted model, not a curated record. Gene Ontology annotation, cellular component: presynaptic membrane; axon; postsynaptic density. NCBI's taxonomy places the organism in Eukaryota, Metazoa, Chordata, Actinopteri, Carangiformes, Carangidae. The transcript is spliced from 25 exons. Gene Ontology annotation, biological process: heterophilic cell-cell adhesion; adenylate cyclase-activating G protein-coupled receptor signaling pathway; cell surface receptor signaling pathway. The coding region runs from base 1 to 4596 and encodes 1531 amino acids. Gene Ontology annotation, molecular function: carbohydrate binding; latrotoxin receptor activity; G protein-coupled receptor activity.
AUGGCUCUUGCAGUCUGGAUCAUCUUUACUUGCGCUGUAGCUUUCAGCAACAUUGCUCCAUCAUCGCAAGCCCUGAGCCGGUCAAUGAUGCCCUUCGGCCUGAUGCGUCGAGAGCUGGCGUGCGAAGGCUACCCGAUCGAGCUGCGCUGCCCUGGAAGUGAUGUCAUCAUGAUCGAGACGGCCAACUACGGCCGCACUGACGACAAGAUCUGUGACGCAGACCCCUUCCAGAUGGAGAACGUGCAGUGCUACCUGCCAGACGCCUUCAAGAUAAUGUCACAGAGGUGUAAUAACCGCACUCAGUGUGUGGUGGUAGCGGGGUCGGACGUGUUCCCAGACCCCUGCCCAGGGACCUACAAGUAUUUGGAGAUCCAGUACGAGUGUGUCCCUUACAAAGUGGAUCAAAAAGUCUUUGUGUGUCCAGGAACGCUGUUGCGGGUGCAGGCGGCCAGUUCUCUGCAGGAGGCGGAGCACCAGGCGGGAGCGUGGUGUAAGGACCCGCUGCAGUCUGGGGACCGUCUGUACGUCAUGCCCUGGACCCCCUAUCGCACGGACAUGCUGUAUGAAUAUGCCUCCUGGGAAGACUUCAAACAGAACCGACCCACCACCACCUACAAGUUGCCAAACAGAGUCGACGGCACUGGGUUCGUGGUGUACGACGGUGCAGUAUUUUACAACAAAGAGCGCACGCGAAACAUAGUCAAGUACGACCUACGGACGCGCAUCAAGAGCGGCGAGGCCAUUAUCACAAAUGCCAACUACCACGACACCUCGCCCUACCGCUGGGGAGGGAAGUCGGACAUCGACCUGGCUGUGGACGAGAACGGCCUCUGGGUGAUCUACGCCACCGAGGCCAACAACGGACGACUGGUGGUCAGCCAGGUAAACCCUUACACCCUGCGCUUUGAAGGCACCUGGGAGACCAGCUUCGACAAGAGGAUGGCGUCCAACGCCUUCAUGGCUUGUGGCGUGCUAUACGCGGUGCGGUCGGUCUACCAGGACGAUGACAGCGAAGCAGGCGGUGACCUGGUGAUGUACGCCUACAACACUAACCGUGCCCGCGAGGAGCCUGUCAACAUCCCUUUCCCCAACCCUUAUCAGUAUAUUUCCUCUGUGGACUACAACCCUCGAGACAACCAGCUUUAUGUCUGGAACAACUAUAACGUGCUGCGCUACCCGCUGGAGUUUGGACCACCAGACCCCACCACAGGCCCUUUGACCACCACCCAAGUGACCACCACUCUUCCAGCCAGGCCGUUCACCUCCAGUGCCAGCCCCUCCACUGCCCGCCCCCUGGCCCCGACCUCGCGCCCAAUCGGCUCCAUCAACAAGCACCCCGAUCUUCGACCAAUCACAGCCACUGUGCCAGUCACCCGCCGGCCACCUCGCCCUCCUCAAGGCCCAGAGCCCCACGUCUGCGAGGCGAAGCUGGAGCGCGGUGUCCAGUGGCCCACCACGCAGAGAGGAGAAACGGUAGACCGACCGUGUCCCAAAGGAUCUCUAGGCAUUGCUUCGUUCCAGUGCUUGGCGGAACAGGUCAUGUGGAACCCGCGGGGUCCUGACCUGAGUAACUGCACCUCCCCGUGGGUCAACCAGGUGGCCCAGAAGAUAAAGAGUGGUGAGAAUGCUGCCAACAUCGCUGGAGAGCUGGUGAACCACACGCGGGGUCGGAUCCAGGCGGGAGAUGUCAGCUCGUCCGUGCGACUGAUCGAGCAACUGCUGGACAUACUGGAUGCCCAGCUUCAGGCCCUGAGGCCUGGAAACAAGGAGUCAGCUGCACGAAACUACAACAAGCUCCAGAAGCGAGAGCGGACCUGUCGGGCCUACAUCCAGGCGGUGGUGCAGACAGUGGACAACCUGCUGCGUCCCGAGGCUCUGGGGUCGUGGCAGGACAUGAACAGCACAGAACAGGCCCACACUGCCACCAUGCUACUGGACGUCCUGGAGAAGGGCGCUUUCCUGCUGGCCAACAACAUGUAUGGGAAUCGCUUCUCUGACCGAGCGCCCAGCAUCGAUCUGGAGGUGCAUGUUCUAAACACAGAGAUGGACCUGCAGGACCUGUCCUUUCCACAGAACUACGCCAGUGACAGCACCAUCCAGCUUUCAGCCUCCACGAUCAAACAGUACAGCCGCAACGGACAAGUCAAGGUGGUGUUCAUUCUCUAUAAGAACCUGGGAUCCUUUCUGUCCACUGAGAACGCCACAGUGAAGAUGGAAGUGGACGGGCCGAGCCAUGAAAAGAAGCGCCUGGCGGUCAAUUCCCAUGUAAUCGCCGCGUCUAUCAACAAAGAGUCCAGCAGAGUGUUUCUCACUGAGCCGGUGGUCUUCACACUCAAACACCUGGAGCUGGACAAUUAUUACACUCCAAACUGCUCCUUCUGGAACUACUCGGAGCGCUCCAUGAUGGGGCAGUGGUCGUCGCAGGGCUGCAGGCUGCUGGACACCAACAACACGCACACCACCUGCUCCUGCAGCCACCUCACCAACUUCGCCGUGCUCAUGGCUCACCACGAGCCCGAUUACCAGGGCCGGAUGCAUGAACUGAUCCUGUUUGUGAUCACCUGGGUGGGGAUUGUCAUCUCCUUGGUGUGUCUAGCCAUCUGCAUCUCCACUUUUUGCUUCCUGCGGGGCCUGCAGACCGACCGCAACACCAUCCACAAGAACCUCUGCAUCAACCUCUUCAUCGCUGAGCUGCUCUUCCUCAUCGGCAUCGACAAGACAGAGUACCACAUUGCCUGUCCCAUCUUUGCUGGCCUUCUGCAUUUCUUCUUCUUGGCUGCCUUCUCCUGGAUGUGUCUGGAGGGUGUGCAACUCUAUCUCAUGCUGGUGGAGGUCUUUGAGAGCGAGUACUCCCGCAAAAAGUACUACUAUCUGUGCGGCUACUGCUUCCCUGCACUGGUGGUUGGCAUCUCCGCGGCCAUAGACUACAGGAGCUAUGGGACCAAGAAAGCAUGCUGGCUGCGAGUGGAUAACUACUUCAUCUGGAGCUUCAUUGGACCCGUUUCAUUUGUUAUUAUGCUCAACCUCAUUUUCCUCAUGAUCACGUUACACAAGAUGAUUCGCAACUCUUCAGCACUCAAACCUGACUCCAGCCGCCUGGAUAAUAUAAAGUCGUGGGCUCUGGGGGCCAUUGCUCUGCUGUUCCUGUUGGGGCUGACAUGGGCGUUCGGCCUCCUCUUUAUCAACGAGAACACAGUGAUCAUGGCCUAUCUCUUCACCACCUUCAACGCCUUCCAGGGCAUGUUCAUCUUUAUCUUCCACUGUGCCCUGCAGAAGAAGGUCCAUAAGGAGUACAGUAAGUGUCUGCGUCACUCCUACUGCUGCAGCCGCACCUCCACCACCAGCUCCCACGGCUCCCUGAAGAACUCAGGUCUGCGUGCCAACAACCGCUACUACAGCGGCAGCCAAGCUCGCCAUGCAGCGGCCCACAGACAGAGUCGGAUCCGCAGGAUGUGGAACGACACGGUUCGGAAGCAGACAGAAUCUUCUUUCAUGGCGGGAGAUAUCAACAGCACCCCGACACUGAACCGCGCGACCAUGGGCAACCACCUUUUGACAAACCCAGUGUUACAGACUCGCACUGGUACCUCACCUUACAACACUCUGCUGGCUGAGAGCUUCACCCCGCCCUCACCCGGUGUCUUCAACUCUACCGGAACCUUCCGCGACCCAAAGAGCACGUUAUCUAAGGCCCGCGACCCCUGUGGGAUGGAAACCCUGCCCUUGAAUGGUAACUUCAACAACAGCUACUCCCUGCGCAGUGGCCCAGGGGGUGGAGGUGGGGGCAGCUGUGACUUCCUAGGUAGCGGGGGUGGAGACAGUCCCCCGCCCCUCCUCAAUCCCCGCAGCUCAGAGGCGCUGGGCGGCGGCGGCAUUCGACGAAACCUCUCUGACGCCGCGGCCUUUGAGAAAAUGAUCAUCUCGGAGCUUGUGCACAACAACCUGAGAGGUGGUGUUGGAGGAGGAAGUGGAGGAGGUGGGGGUGAAGUAGGGGACAGGGUGUGUGGCAGCCUGGCCAGGGGACGUCCUCACGGUGGGGUUGGUCGGGGGACAGUGGGUGCCGGGCCAGAGCCGUCUAUGAGCAUAGAUGAAGAUGAGGACUUUCUGAGAGACGGACGGCAGCGCACCCCGCAGGAUGUGGAGCUACUUUAUAAAGCUCUGGAGGAGCCCCUGCUGUUGCAGCGCGCCCAGUCUGUCCUCUACCAGAGCGAUCCAGAGGAGUCGGAGAGCUAUACGGCCGACCUCACCGAGAGCCUGGGCCACAGUGGCCACAGUGGCCAGAGUGCUGGGGGGCAGGGAGGCAGCAGAGCGCCAGACUCCCCUGCCCGUGACUCCCUGUACACCAGCAUCACCAACCUGCGAGACUCACCCUACCCUGACAGCAGUCCUGAGCCCCUGGAGGUGGUGCCCCGCUCGGCCCAGCCCCCUGAGGAGCUGUACUACAGCUCCGGGAGGCCUGCCCUCGGCUCUCGUGGGGCCCCCAUGCAGACCUUCUACCAGGCCCCACCCCGGAGACCGAGUGGGGAGGGACACCAGGCUCAGGAGCCUGCCCACAAUGAGGGAGACGGACAAAUGCAGCUGGUCACCAGCCUGUGACUGGAGCCUGAAGGAGGAAGUUGGGGACUAAUGUGAUGGCCAGAACCGCCUCCU